Paramecium tetraurelia is the source of this 161-nucleotide messenger RNA. RefSeq lists its product as uncharacterized. Lineage: Eukaryota; Ciliophora; Oligohymenophorea; Peniculida; Parameciidae. The record is from RefSeq and is a predicted model, not a curated record. The transcript is spliced from 2 exons.
GGCUGCAUUACUAAAUUUCUUUCAAGGAGCUCCAAUACUUCAUAUUUAUUUAGAUGGAUUAGAAACUAGGAAAGCAGCGAUAAUUAAUGAUAAAUAAUAAGGUUUAAUUUAAUUGCCUGUAUAUUAAGAUAAUGAUGAUAUCUCAGGUGUGGUGGAUUUGA